Molecule: messenger RNA, 1392 nt
Organism: Patiria miniata (bat star)
Lineage: Eukaryota; Metazoa; Echinodermata; Asteroidea; Valvatida; Asterinidae
Product: ELMO domain-containing protein 2-like
Exons: 9
Coding region: 141-1037 (298 amino acids)
Molecular function (GO): GTPase activator activity
Source: RefSeq, a predicted model, not a curated record
CGACAACCAGUGAAAAACUGUCAACUUUGGUCCUGACAAGAAACUGCGGAAUUUUUGCUGUCCCGCUGUCACGUUUUAUUUUUCUGCAGGGAUUGAAAAAUUGCAGGGAUCGGGAAUUUGCUCAUAUGCGAUAGUUUGAGAUGCUUUUUGGCUGGUUGUACGCCUACUUUGCGUGGCUGUACCAACGCAUGUUCAAAUGGGUGAUCCGCGUAUUGACGGGCAGUCAUGAGCUGCAACGACUGUGCUCUGGAGACCAGCUGGACAGUAAGAAGACCAAAAAAAUUGAAAGCUCGUUAAGAAACUCCAAAUGUGGAGCUUUGCGGAGAGUCAUUGAAGAAGACGAUGUCAAUAUCAACGACGCCGUGAAAGGCAUAGCAGCUGUCAAAGGAAUAGACGUCAGCAAAAAUCCAGACUUUGUACCCUCGCUGAAGAGGUGUUUAGAGCAGAUCUGUGGCUACAGGAAUCUGUUCGCUGAAGUUGAAGCAGUCAGGAAGCAAGCGUAUCAAUCAACGAGGCAAGAUCAUGAAGAGAAACUUAUCAAGCUUUGGAACCUACUGAUGCCUGACACACAGCUAGAGGGGCGCAUCAGCAAACAAUGGGGCACCAUCGGGUUCCAGGGGGACGACCCGGCUACGGACUUUCGGGGAAUGGGUAUGCUGGGGCUACUUAAUUUAAUAUAUUUUGCGGAGACUUACAACAAAGCUGCCCGCCACGUCCUCUCACAUUCCCAUCAUCCACAAUUCGGGUAUUCUUAUGCAGUAGUGGGCAUCAAUAUGACUAGCACUGCCUACCAUUUACUUCAAGAUGGCGCACUUAAGACACACCUGUACAACCACGUCAGGGGCAAACCAUCGCUGGAGGACUUUCACCGGAUUUACUGCCACGUUUUCUUCAACUUUGACAAGUUCUGGCUAGCGGAGAAGCCGCGCGACAUCAUGGAGUUCAGCCGCGUCCGGGACAAAUACGAAGAUACGCUGCGGAAGGAUCUCCGGAAGGCGACGACCGUCUUAAAAUGCGACUUUGUAACCGAUGAUUGACCUCACUAAUUGGGCCGCGCCCGCAUCACGUGGCUACGACUAUGGCUAGUAGUAACACACGAGUCUAUGGAAAGUGGCUUCAGCCGCUGCCCAUAGACACGUGUGUAAUUACAAGUCGUAGCCGUAGUCAUUCAGCUGCAGCCUCGUUCUGUGUCUUGCACCUCGUUGUCAGGGUUUAUGCCAGUUUUUUUAUUCUAUAGCAAAUCGUACUUGAAUCAAAAUUUAUGGAAGAUUGUACUGCCUAGUAUAUAUAUUUUUUCAACACACGGGUUGAAGCAUUUAUUGAAGUUAAUUAUAUUGGUGUUUACAGUAUUGGUAGUAUUUAACUCUUAGUAUUUUUGGAAUUCUUUUUGGG